GGGCGCGACCGGAGGCAGCGGCGGGGUGGGGUCUGUCCUGCUCUCCCUCCAUACAGUCACUGCUAUUCUACUUUUAUGACUUCGAGAUUUUGGCUACAGUUCUCUAGACUCUUCAGCAAUCCUGGAGACACAUGUCUGUUACUAUGGCAAUGACGGCAGGGACUGCAGCCUCCUUUCCUAUGAGCAACCAUACCCGGGAAAGAGUGACUGUGGCCAAGCUCACAUUGGAGAAUUUUUACAGCAAUCUAAUUUUACAGCAUGAAGAGAGAGAGACCAGGCAGAAGAAAUUAGAAGUGGCCAUGGAAGAAGAAGGAUUAGCAGAUGAAGAGAAAAAGUUACGCCGAUCACAGCAUGCCCGAAAGGAAACAGAGUUCUUACGGCUCAAGAGGACCAGACUUGGCUUGGAUGACUUUGAGUCUCUGAAAGUUAUAGGAAGAGGAGCAUUUGGAGAGGUGCGGCUGGUUCAGAAGAAAGAUACAGGCCAUAUCUAUGCAAUGAAGAUAUUGAGAAAAGCUGAUAUGCUUGAAAAAGAGCAGGUGGCCCAUAUCCGAGCAGAGAGAGAUAUUUUGGUAGAAGCAGAUGGUGCCUGGGUGGUGAAGAUGUUUUACAGUUUUCAAGAUAAGAGGAACCUUUAUCUGAUCAUGGAAUUUCUCCCCGGAGGUGACAUGAUGACAUUGCUAAUGAAAAAAGAUACCUUGACAGAAGAGGAAACACAGUUCUACAUUUCAGAGACUGUUCUGGCAAUAGAUGCAAUCCACCAGUUGGGUUUCAUCCAUCGGGAUAUUAAACCAGACAACCUUUUAUUGGAUGCCAAGGGUCAUGUAAAAUUAUCUGAUUUUGGUUUAUGCACGGGAUUAAAGAAAGCUCAUAGGACUGAAUUCUACAGAAACCUUACACACAACCCGCCAAGUGACUUCUCAUUUCAGAACAUGAACUCAAAGAGGAAAGCAGAAACAUGGAAGAAGAACAGGAGACAACUGGCAUAUUCCACAGUUGGGACACCAGAUUACAUUGCUCCAGAAGUAUUUAUGCAGACUGGUUACAACAAAUUGUGUGACUGGUGGUCUUUGGGAGUGAUUAUGUAUGAAAUGCUAAUAGGAUAUCCACCUUUCUGCUCUGAAACUCCUCAAGAAACAUAUAGAAAAGUGAUGAACUGGAAAGAAACUUUGGUAUUUCCUCCAGAAGUUCCUAUAUCUGAGAAAGCCAAGGACUUAAUUCUUAGAUUUUGUAUUGAUUCUGAAAACAGAAUUGGAAAUAGUGGAGUUGAAGAAAUAAAAGGUCAUCCUUUUUUUGAAGGUGUAGACUGGGGGCACAUCAGGGAAAGGCCAGCAGCAAUCCCUAUAGAAAUCAAGAGCAUUGAUGAUACUUCAAAUUUUGAUGACUUUCCUGAAUCUGAUAUUUUACAGCCAGUGCCAAACACCACAGAACCGGACUACAAAUCCAAAGACUGGGUUUUUCUCAAUUAUACCUAUAAAAGGUUUGAAGGGUUGACUCAGCGUGGCUCUAUCCCCACCUACAUGAAAGCGGGGAAAUUAUGAACGCAGAUCACAUUCGCCCACAACCAAGAGAACUCAGGUAGCUGCAUCACCAGGCUUGCUUGGCGUAGAUAACAAGACACUGAAAUACUCCCGGACAGUGGUGCUUCUGAGCACAAGAGGAAAUUCUACAGGAUUAGGAUUUCUGAGACUACUACAGGAAUUGGUUGGCAGUGCCAGCUGGCUUUUUUUUUUUUUUAAUAUUUUAUUAUUUUUGUUAACUUUAUUAUAUGAAGGUACUGGAAUAAAAGAAACGUACAUCCCUCUGUAACUGCACUGCCUACAUGCGUAUUAAGGUCCAUUCUGCCUGUGUGUGCUGUGGCUUUUGUACUGUAACACCUCUAAUCGAUUCAGGAGAAACAUAUCAUUCAAAGCAGCGUAGGCUAACCUGUAGGUAGCACCGCAGUAUCACUGUUCUACUGCAAAUCUUAUGGGUCUAGAUAAUCACAAAAAAAAGCCAUCUUCCAUAGUUGGUGUUCGAAUACUUGCCCUAUUGGUUUGGACAUAUGUAGAAUGAAUAUAUCUGAAGACAAUUUCUGUAAGGGUCUUAAGAAAUUUUAGAAAGGAAAUACACUGGUUCUUUAAAAAAUAGACUUUAUCAUCAUGUUAUUUCACAAACUCCACAGUUGGGAGUGACAGGUUUGUAAGAAGGAGGAAGUUUAACACCUUCACUCAAGCACUCCACUAAUAUAUUUACUUUGCAUUCAGAAAUACUGAUGACCUUUGUAUACGUAGUCUGUAUAUUCAUAGGGAGAUGUACUGUAUUAUAUGAAAUGUAAAGUUGCUUUUCUUGUGACAAAAGGACUUCUUUUUUAACAAGAGGACAUGGCAUUAUUUUGAUUUGAUUAUGGUGAGUUGAAUUUAAGAAAUGACCAUGAAGGCUGCUUGUAGAACUGGUGUAUUUUUAUUAAACUAUUUUUUUAAAUGUCAAUCUUCUGAUCAUGUAAAUGGACUUACGAAGAACAGAGACCUAUUUACUUUGGUUUUCUAGAAAGUUGUUACAUAUCAUGGCCGGUUAACUUUUAUUUCUUUUGGUGAAAAAUUUUUCCUUUGAUAGUACUUGUAUUAUUGUGCCAUUAUUUUCUUACACUCCAAAUGUACCAAAGAUCCUGAACAGAGUGGAUGUUCACCACCGAGGAGAUUUUCCUUUCCUAUGGGAAUGCCAUAUUCGGACACGACAGAUCUUUGAUAGAGGUCAAGCUUAUUCAAGGGCAAUAUUGUUCAUGUUCAGCUACAUCACCGUGGUUAACGUAAGUGAAAUUAAGGAAGUAAACACAGGUGGGGCGGAGGGCGGGUUGUGAGGAGAGGAUGGGGGGAUGCCUUCAGCAUCAAAUUCUUCAGCUAUUUCCCUAAGAAUGAAAUAAUCUUUUCUAGCUCAAUGCUUUAAUUCUAAAAUGACUCUCUGAGGUUUUGGUUUCAAAAGUACUAGUUGAGGAGCAACAUUUUAUCAAAGAAUGGCCUAACAUUUGUCUUAACUGUUAAUUGAUAAGUUGUUUUUUUUUUUUAAAGCUAUAGCAAUUACAACCAUUACAAAUUACCUGUGAUCAAAAUCUAAAAUGAUGACUUAUUUGUAGGUGUGUUCUUCUUGAUGGGGAAGCACUGUAUAGCAUCAUUACGUACAUCUACAGAAGCUUUUAUAAACGUUGCUGCGAGGUAGCUCCCCAGUGUUUCAGCAGGGCCAUCCUGGGGUUUGGGUUUUGUUUUUUUUUUCUUCCACCUAGUCUCUCUCUUUCCUUCUUCCUUCUUUCCUUCUUCCCUUCCUCCCUUCCUCCCUUCCUUCUUUCCUUCCUUCCUUCCUUCCUUCCUUCCUUCCUUCCUAGUAUUUGUUUGGUACUUACUAUGUGUUCAUCUAAUAGUUCAUCUCCAUUUUUCUUGUUUGGAUCAUGUGGCUGAGUAGGAGAAAACUAUUACAAUUCUGGGGUUAUCUCAAUUUGACCAACUCUGGUCAAAUUAUAUUAUAACCACAUCUGAUUUUUAAAACUCUGUAACUUCUCACUUUUAUAAGAUUUUCUCACCCCACCUCAUCCCCCCCGCCUUUUUUGUUUUUUACAGACUGUUUUGCUAGUGUGAUAGUGAAUGAGUAAGAUAGGAGGAAAUUACAUCACUCUCUAGUUGUAAUAUAGUAGCUAUUUCAGUAUAGAAAAGUGUCAUUAAUUCAAGUUGACAGAGAGAGAGAGCUGAAGUUUACUAUUUAAUCGAGUAAGAGUAGAGCAUUUUGGUUUCUAUCUCCCUCAUUUUUCUUAGCAGUAAGAACUUGGAAAUAGUUAUGAUUUCUUGGCAGUGGAAGGGCAGUUCUAGAAAGUUUACUUUGUUUAGAGUCUCAUCAUUCCCUGGAGUUGACAGAGUGAUUCACAAUCUUUGGGGUUUCCUCCUUGUCAAAAGCAUUUCUUAAGUGCCUAUCUAAAAGCAAUUAAAGACUGUGUCUGCCCUUUGGAAGCUAAGAAUUUGAUUCAUGAUGCAAAUUAGCUAGAUAAUUUGCAAAGUACCCCUCAGAUUGAAGUUUCUCUAUUAUACACUUAACCAUAUUUCAGGUGAACCAUUUAAUUUAAAUGACAAACCCAAUCUAAUCAACUGGGCAUAAUGACAUUUUCUUUAAAUUAGACUCUAUUUUGAAUUAAAGAGUUUUAUUAUAAACUGUGUUUUUGGUUUUUCUAAGUAUAUAGAAAGCUUGUAUAAUUCAGAUUUAUUGAUUUCCUGAUUUAAUGUAGACUUUGACUUUUUUAUUAAAAAAAACCUUUGUAUUAAAGCAAGUUAUGUUAUUUUUCUUCUAUGCUUUUCUUAUGAACAUAGCUUUAAGUCUUUCAAUUCAUUGGAGCAUAGUGCUAUCUGAAAACAAGGAAUUUCUUAUCAAUCAACCUUUUCUGAAUGGAAUAUAUAGCCGAUUUAAUAAGCUAUUCGUUGAAUGGAAAAUAACAUGUGGAAUACUCAAAACUUUUUUGGUUGCUAAGGCUUAAGAUAGGGUAUCAUUUAUUUCCAUAAUAGAAUACUCUUUCUGUUUUUAAAACAUCUGUAUAUCUUCGUGUAAAUCUGUGAAUUUAAAUUAAGUUCAUUUAUUUUUGGUGUUUUAUUGUAGACAACCAUGAAACAAUCAAGCAGUAUCUACUGGUUAGAAGAACUGGUGAUUUUUCUUUGGAUGAUCUAUAAAUUAAUGAAUUGAGAUUUGAAUCAGCAGAGAGACCCCCUAGCAUCUAAACACAUUCUCUCUGAGUUGUUAAGGUCCAAAACAUUCAGAACAACUGUUUUUCUAUAACCAUGACUAUUUCCUCUUGUCUUUAUUUCACAUUUGUUUUCUCUUUAGAAGUGCACUUAUUUCUGAAAAGUUUUAAUGAAACAAACACUUAGAACAAACGUAAACACAAAACACUUGGGACUACUAGAUAUAUUUUAGAUUUGUAUGGAAAAAAUGUGAGGGCAUAUUGCUACUUUAAGAAGAAAUUGAAGUAAUAAAAAUAGAUCUUAGUUAUUUUUUAAAAGCAAUAUAAAUUAUUCAGCAUUUGUCUUGAAAAAUAAUCAUUGGGCUCUCAAGUUCUGUGUUUAGAUACUGAGUUUCAAAAAAUGUUUUGGUGGCAUCAGGCCUUUUUCAUUGAAGGUAAGAAAAGAAUAAAAACUAUGUUUAUAAUA
This is a messenger RNA of Prionailurus viverrinus (fishing cat), 5156 nucleotides long. RefSeq names its product serine/threonine kinase 38 like (gene STK38L). NCBI's taxonomy places the organism in Eukaryota, Metazoa, Chordata, Mammalia, Carnivora, Felidae. Gene Ontology annotation, biological process: peptidyl-serine phosphorylation; intracellular signal transduction. The record is from RefSeq and is a predicted model, not a curated record. The transcript has 15 exons. Bases 132 to 1538 code for a protein of 468 amino acids. Gene Ontology annotation, molecular function: ATP binding; protein serine/threonine kinase activity.